Messenger RNA from Hyaena hyaena (striped hyena), 1145 nucleotides. It is a transcript of the gene RPA4, whose product is annotated as replication protein A4. The record is from RefSeq and is a predicted model, not a curated record. Lineage: Eukaryota; Metazoa; Chordata; Mammalia; Carnivora; Hyaenidae. The coding region runs from base 105 to 869 and encodes 254 amino acids. Gene Ontology annotation, biological process: DNA replication; double-strand break repair via homologous recombination; nucleotide-excision repair. Gene Ontology annotation, cellular component: nucleus; site of double-strand break; DNA replication factor A complex. The transcript has a single exon. Gene Ontology annotation, molecular function: DNA binding.
CCCAAGCUUUCUGUGGUAGCUCGCUGUAGAAGGCAGAGUCCGCCUGAGGAACUCACAGAAUAGAGCCAAAGCCUACCUCCUAAUCUGCCUAAGAUGUCCUUAAAAUGAGUAAGAAUGGGGUUGGGAGCUAUGGCAGCAUCUCUACUAUGGGUGGAACCAUAGGAAGCAAUUACCGACCAUCUCAGGAUGGCGCAGCUCCCUCAAGAUCCAGGGUCCGAGUUCAGAAUAUUAUACCUUGUUGUGUAAACCAGCUGCUUACUUGUGCUCUGAUUGACAAUAUCUUCAAGAUUAGGGGAACUGAAGUUUCCCGCGUCUCUAUCGUGGGGAUAAUCAGAUCGGCAGAGAGGGCUUCCAACUACAUUAUAUACAGAAUUGAUGAUAUGACCACCAAGCCUAUUGAGGUCUACCAGUGGCUUGGAAGAAAUAAAGCAAAGCAGGGGGUAGCUCUUCUUCCAGUGCGAGUAUAUGCCAAAGUGAUCGGGAUCCUCAAAUAUUUUAAGGAAGCGAAAGGCCUUGAGGUAUUGAACAUCCAUGUCCUGGAGGACAUGAACGAGUUCACCACACAUAUUCUGGAAAUGGUCAAUGCACAUAUGAUGCUGGGUAAAGCCCGCCAAACAGCCUCUAGGCCCAGUGUGCCUGUUGCUCCAUCAAAAAUGGAUGAGGUCCAGGAGAAUGGCAAAUACCACCACAAGGAAGUUCUGCAUUUGAUUCAGGAAUGUCGUCGACAGGAAGGCAAGAGUGUACAGGAGCUCCAGACCCAGCUUCCCAGCCUGGGUGACAGGGCCAUCAAGCAAGCAAUUGAAUAUCUGACCAUUCAGGGCUACAUCUACACCACUGUGGAUGGGGAGCAUUUUAAAUCUGCCGAUUGAAGCGGUGAAAAGAUGUUUCAUUUUUCGAAGACCCUUGCCUCCAGGUGGGAGUGAGUUUAACUUGUUGACAUUUAGGAAGUAGAUUUUUUCACCAGAAGAUCUCAACUGGCAUCCUUUAGAACCUCAAUGGUUUUCCAACUGCUUUGAACUUUUCCAUUUUUCUAACUGUAUUUGAAGCUCAGAAGGAAAUGAUGAUGGAUAUAUUGACUGGACUUUUUGUAGUAUUUACCAGCAAGGAAAUGAAGCCAGUCCUGGAUGGAUUAAUUUGGGAAGAAA